Sporisorium graminicola is the source of this 4737-nucleotide messenger RNA. RefSeq lists its product as uncharacterized. The record is from RefSeq and is a predicted model, not a curated record. The transcript has a single exon. Bases 1 to 4737 code for a protein of 1578 amino acids. NCBI's taxonomy places the organism in Eukaryota, Fungi, Basidiomycota, Ustilaginomycetes, Ustilaginales, Ustilaginaceae.
AUGUCUCGAGCACUUGCAGGCCGGUCCCUGCUGCUCCUGGCGUCGGUCUUUUUGCUUCUUUGCGCGACCACCUGUGUAGCUGCGCCGAAAAAAGACAAAGCGAUCGAAGCCUAUCUUCAAAGUCAGGUUCAUUUCGACAAAUAUCCCGUACUCCGUAGUAGCAUUGAGCCGAUCGCAAACGUCGAUUAUGCCCGCAACAAGUAUGGCGCCGUCUACCUCGCUCGCCCUGCCUACCAUGCCGGAGACUCGAUCUUGGUCGACUACUAUCCUAAAGGGGAGGGCCAGAAGGCUCAAGAGGUGAACGCCGACGUCGCGCGAGCGGUGCAGACCACGCUCGCAGAUGUGAAAGAGGCUGGUGGCGCUUACGGCGACGCUGCCAGAGUGUUGCAGUACGGACAGCCUUUCCAAGGUAACAUGCGCGCAAUUCGCUCGUGGGCUGAAGUCUGGAAGGAUCCAGUUUCUUUCAUAGUCCCAGCCAGCCGUUCCAGCCACGAAUGGUUCCGUAUUCGAGAAGCUUUGCAACGUAAUGGCCGUGUCAUUGUUCACGAUACCGUCAAGAAAACGUUGGUAGCCUUCCAACUCGCACUCAACGGUCGAGUCGAAAUGGAUAUCAGGGACCUCGCGCGUCAUCUCCGCAAGCGGGAACCCCAGCCGUCUCCUCGAAGUCUCGCCGACCUGCUGGCGGCUGAUGGCGGUGCGAAGCAGUUGGAUGUCCCUCCCGCUGCAACGCUCGAUGCACACAUCCAAGGUAGCCCACACUACCUAGGUUUUCCGGUACUGAAGGAUUUGUUCGAAACACCAUUCUCCAUCCAUUACGCUGUCGGCAAAUACAAGGCCGUCUGGCUCACCCGGCCAACGUUUCGUGAAGCAAAGGUCCCUUUGGAGGUGGAAUUGAUUCGAAAGGGAAAGGCUGCCGAACAGAUGGACUCCCACGCCGUGCCCGUCUGGAAGCUGCUCAAGGCGGCGGACGACGCCGGAUAUCAUUUUGGCAACUCGGCCCGUUUUCUUCAAUGGGGACGGCCUUUCGAAAGAGUCCAGACCACGCCUGACAACCAGAAGGACGCCAGGCUGGGCCGACUGCAACCCCCAUCUGAAGAGACUGCCACCAAGCAGGUCGACUGGGAGAAAAUCUGGCAGAGCGAGCCCAGAGACGUUCCCUCGGCAUCCAAAGCCAAGGAAUGGCUUGAGAUUCGUGCCGCCCUUCAGCGUGACGGACACAUUCACCUUCUUGAUUGGCUCUCAAACCAGCGACUUGCUUUCCAUCUCGACGAGACUGGCAAAGUCGGAAUGGCUGUCGGCAAUCUCGGACAUGGCAUUGUCAAGCUCAAGCGCAGUGUAUUGUCUUCACCCGCUUCCAGUACAAGUCGAGAUUCAGAGGUCAUCGAAGGCGCGAUUGCCAAGCGGUCAGGCUAUGGCGACAAGGUCAACUUCUUCCUUCACCGUCUGAGGUCAGCUGAUGGCACACGUUGGCAGGACGGCACGGAAAUCUACGCAGAUCUGCUGCACUACGAGGGUGUUCCCGUUUUCCAGGCUGAACAUCGACAACACGAUUUGGCUCGCCAAGCUCUGCGUGAUUAUAACUCCUUCUGGGCUUUCGAAAUCCCCGAUUGGAAGAAGCACCGCGAGGCCAAUCCCUUCCAACAACGCUUCAACGGUCAUGGCUUCCCCGUCACUGAGCACAACAACGAAGCUGUCUUUCAACGGUGGCGCGAGUUCGAGGCGUUCCGCCAGCUGCACGGCGACGUGGCGGCAAAGCUUGCUUACGGUCCACCUUUGUCGAAUCUGAGGCGCGCACAGCAAGCACCCUCGCGUCCUGUUCAGGUCGAUGCGUCCACGACAAGCAUCUACGACGUGCGUGCAAAGCUCAGGCAACACCACAAGAUCGUGCUUUCCAACCCGCUCACUGGCUCGCGCGUCGGUUUCAGGCUGGGUGAGGAUGGAAACAUUUUCCACGAGGUUCUCACUUCUGCAGCCGGCCAUCUCGCGAAGCGCAUGGCUCCAGCUGACAGGUACAGCGCGCAAGCGGGGGACAUUCAAGACUACGACUACUUCACUGGCAGUGCAUUCCAGCAUCAGGACUACCCAACAGCUUUGGAUCCAGCUGACGUCGAGCGAAUGUUCGCCGACACAAUCCACUUCCAUGGCUAUCCGGUUCUGGCCGGCAGGCAAUACACAUCGACGGUGCGGCACGCGCUGCAGAGCUACGAGCAGGUUUGGAUGAUACCGAGGUUUCCUCUUCCGUAUGACAGCGCUCGAUUGCCUGCUAACCUUCGGCGAGACAACAGAUACACGCGCCCUCCAUCGCAGCCUGUUGUGGACUAUCUAGAUGCAGCUGCGACCGCGAGGCAUAUUUAUGGCGACAAGCUCAUGUACCUCCAGUUUGGAAAGCCGUUCCCACCUCGACAGCCUGCCGCGCCGUCUACUAGCAAUGGUCUUCGCCUUUUCUCCAAGAAGAAAAAGCCCGAUUCAUACAGCCUCCCCAGCUGGCAGGAGGUGAAUACGAGGGGAAGCCAGAUAACGCUCGACAACGUCGACGUGCACUUUUUGCGUCGACAUCUGAACGAGCGGAACUACUUCAAAGCCUUGGUCAGGAAUCCGGAUGGAACGCCUAGGACGUUCGGUGUUCGACUAGAUCAAGCUGGUAGAGUCGAGAUCGAGGGCCUGGCAAAUGUUGCUGCUCACUUCCACAAGCGCAGCGAUACUUUGUCUUUCGUUGGCGAGUCCGGCACGCUACACGCCUUCGGAGCGCGUCGCCUGGCGAAGCGUAUGGAUCCACGUCCGCCUCAUUUGCAGCCAGGCACUUACGACUAUUAUGCCUUUACGCACCGGUACAGCGCCCCUUCACGAGCCUCAACGUCCGAGGAAAGCAGGCAGAUGUUCGCGGGCACGAUCCACUAUAAUCGCGAACCGGUCCUAUUUCUCGGAGAGUUUGACAGUUCCAAGCUGCAGCACGCGCUGCACGACUAUGGAGCAGCCUGGGUUACAUCGCGAGCUGAUCUCUCGAGCUGGAGAAGAUCCUUGCACAGCUUCCGCACCCCUCUUCAUCUCACUCAACAGCCGGCACGAAACGAUCAUGGAUGGGAUGGCCUGAUGCAAUAUCUCGUCGCGGUUGACCAGGAUCGUCGAGCACAUGGCGAUGUAUCCGCGUUGCUCAAGCACGGAAGGCCUUUCGGACCUCGCUCCUCUUCGAGAUUUUUUGGCUACCGAAAGCCAAGCACAAAGAAGAUGGAAUCAACGAGCACUUGGUGGGAUCUGACCAACCGUGAGCAGCUCUACCACAUGCACCAGCACCUGGACGAGCACAAUCACUUGAAAGGCUGGUUCCCGCACACGGGCGCGGUUCUUGGAUUCCGACUUUUGGAAGAUGGAAAGGUCGAAGUCAAGUCAUUGACAAGCGUUGCUCCUCAUUUGCACAAGCGCGCGGUGGACGACAGCGUCCCUUCGUUCGAUUAUCCGUCUUCUGGCCCGCAACUCCUCGCCAAGCGAGCGGGAUCGUCCAACCCACAGACUGGCACGUACGAAUGGUAUGCCCAAGGCUAUCAGCACGUAGCUCAACACCCUUUGGCCGCCGUGGCGGGGGAGCGCAUGUUUUCCGACACGAUCUACUACGGAAGAGUUCCUGUGCUGGUUGCUGAAGAUGUCGGCCAGUCCAAGGUGCAUCAUGCUCUGCAGACGUAUGGUCGAGCCUGGAUCACAUCGAGAGACGGCCAGGGAUCUCUCCGAGAGCCUUUCUACCUCACAUCAGACGGCGUGCGUCGAGACCAUGGACAGAUCGGCGUUCGGAAAGCUGUGCAACUGAUGGAUCAAUACGGUCGAGAUCACGGCAGAAUAGCCAUGCUGCUCAAGUACGGAAAGCCGUUCUCAACUGGACAGUCGAGCAGCGGGCUCACGAGCCUGAUCCCGACCGGAUGGAGGAGAGCUGGAGGACAAGGAGAGUGGGACUUGGCCAUCAGUGAUCCGUUCCAAGCGCGUCAGAACCUGCUGGAAAGCAAGUACAUGAAGGGCAUCAAUCCCAGCACCGGUGCAAGGUACGAGUUUCGACUCAGUGCCGAUGGCCAGGUCGCGAUGAAGGAGUUGGCGAAUGCGGCUCGUCGGCUUCACAGGCGCAUGGAGACUGCACCAGAGUCGAGCACCAGUCACGUUCUAAAAGAGCGGUCUUGGAAUCAGAGGGCAGUCGAGUACUACAUCAACCGCGAGCAUCCUGACGAUCCCAAUGCCAGUAAGCUGUCCGACCUGCACAGGAGAAUGGAGUUUUCCGGGGAUCUUCACUACAAUGGUGUUCCGAUGUUCUUCCCGCAGAAGGACGAGGGCGUGCUGGACAAGGUGCAUCGUGCUCGACGCAUCUACCCUGGCUACUGGAUCGUAGGAAUCUACGAUGGCAGGCCCGAAACCACCGUCGCAAGGUAUGUGCCCAGUGAUCGACGUGUCCCUGCAUCGGCACGAGGCGAACAGGCGCUCCUUGAUAGUCUCAAAGCGAUGGACAAGUAUCGCGAAUUGAACGGUGCCGAUGCACAGCUGCUUACGUACGGCCCCGGAUUUCCGAAGCGUCAGGGCACAGUUCCAAGCUGGAACGACGUAAGGACACGCGCUCAUAGACUUCCAGCCUUGGCUUCAAUGCAGGCCAAGUGGUCGAGGCUUCAGACACACGGCAUGGUCGUCAUCACCGACGCCAACGGCGCAGUGGGAUUCUUGCUCGACAAGACUGGUCAUCUUUCGCACAUGCGCCUUGCGCUCUGA